AUGCUUAGAAGAGAUCCAACUACAAUCAAAUUAUCACCAGAGGAUGUGUUAGAAUUUGAUGAAUUUGUAGAACAUCAAAAAAUAUUAAAACAACAAGAAGCUCAACAAGCUCAACAGAAUACUUCACAAACUCCUCAACAAACAAAUCCCAAUGAUAGCAAUUUACAUCAAAAUCAUAAUAAUACUGAUUUAAGUCCUUCUGAUACUUUAUUACAAGAACAAUUAAAUAACAGUGGUGAUGGUUUAUUAGCAAAUUAUAAAGAAGGUCGAAGUUUACAAGAUCGUCAAAAUCAAUCUAAAAAUGAAAGAAUUGGUGUUCAUAGAAAUCAAUAG
Molecule: messenger RNA, 333 nt
Organism: Lodderomyces pseudojiufengensis
Lineage: Eukaryota; Fungi; Ascomycota; Pichiomycetes; Serinales; Debaryomycetaceae
Exons: 1
Coding region: 1-333 (110 amino acids)
Biological process (GO): anaphase-promoting complex-dependent catabolic process
Cellular component (GO): anaphase-promoting complex
Source: RefSeq, a predicted model, not a curated record